Dendronephthya gigantea is the source of this 2278-nucleotide messenger RNA. RefSeq names its product collagen alpha-1(XII) chain-like. Lineage: Eukaryota; Metazoa; Cnidaria; Anthozoa; Malacalcyonacea; Nephtheidae. Bases 50 to 1897 code for a protein of 615 amino acids. The transcript is spliced from 7 exons. The record is from RefSeq and is a predicted model, not a curated record.
UUGGCAAGAAAGCUAGCAUUCCGCUGUCUGUAACCUCUUUCGUUCGACGAUGUUUGCUUUUGGGAUCUAUGCCUUGGCGUUUCUCCUCACUGUGGCGGAAGGCUCUCGAAGGUGUUCCCACAGGAAGCAGGAUCUUUUUAUUGUGGUCGAUGGAUCAAGACGAAUCGAUCCUGCUCAAUUCGACAAAAUAAGAACAUUUCUACAAAAUUUCGUGUCUCGCCUGGAUGUGGGUCUUGGUAAGACCCACGUUGGCUUGCUUUUAGCGGACCAUAAAGAGAGAACAAAAAUCGAGAUUAGCUUAGGUCAAUAUGGUUCAAUUGACUCACUUAGCAAUGCUAUUGGUCGGCUCAAAUGUCAUGGGAGAAGACAAUCUGAUAUGGCGUAUGCUUUGGAAGUUGUACAAAAGAAGGUUUUCAACAACAAAAACGGUGACCGAAAGAAAGUGAACGAUGUUCUCAUCGUUUUUACCAACAGAUUUCUUCCCACCCAGUUGGAAGAUGUUUUGCGCAAAGCUCACAAACUUAAGCAAAAAAAUGUCGAGAUCAUAACCGUGUUCUCUCAAGCCACGAAGAUAGCGUGGAACGUGAAGGAUGAGUUGACAGCUGUCGCAUCAAUACCAGAAAAUGUCUUGACACUUCAGUCGAACAGGAAAUUAAGACGGACGUUGAAAAAGAGAAUUUGUCCGUCGGCUCGUGCGAUGCAUCCCACCAAAGGAUGUGUCCGAAAAAAUCAUGACGUGUUUUUUGUGCUGGAUGGCUCGGGCAGCAUUAAACUGUCGUAUUUUGAAAGAAUGAAAUAUUUUCUCAUACAUCUCAUCAAAGAGCUUGAUGUUGGCCGGCACAGCACCCAUGUUGGAUUGCUACAAUUCAGUCACAGCAUCAAAACUAGAAUUGAAUUCAAUUUGGGUGAGCACCAAACAUUCGAGGAGGUUAAAGAAGCAAUUUUAAACAUGCCUUAUCAAGAAGGAGGGACAGACGCCGGAGAUGCUCUGGAAAUCGUUAACACGAAGGUGUUCCCCCAAAAUGUUUUAUAUCGUCCAAACGUCUCGGAUGUUGUCGUCAUCCUGACCGACGGGGAGGCACGUGACAGAGAGAAGGCUCUCGAAGAGGCAAAGAAAUUGCGCGAAAAAAGAGUUCAGAUCAUAACCAUAGGGAUGGGAGAAGAAGAGACGGUCGCGACAUUCAGGAAAGAUCUUAGAGCGAUGGCUUCAAAGUCCAGUAAUGUUUUUACUGCAGAUUUCAAGAAACUACCGUAUUUGGUGAAAACGCUGACGUCAGAGAUUUGCUUUGCAAAACCCCCCAAAACAAUGGAAUGUGCACAUCAGAAGCGCGACAUUCUACUCCUCGUGGACGGGUCAGCCAGCGUUGGUUGGCAAGAUGUUAGGACGGUGAAGAAAUUUUUACAAAAACUUGUGAUGGAACUGAACGUCGGCGAAGAUAGCAAUCGUGUUGCGUUGACACAGUUCAGCGAGCAAGGGAAGACUAAGACGGAAUUUGGAUUUGACCGUUAUUACCAAGCUAGGAAAAUUAGCCGUGCAAUCCACAAAAUGGUGUACCAUGCGGGGAAAAGAACGAUGUUAGGUCAUGCCUUGGAAUUAGCGGAUAGCUCGAUAUUCGAUGGCUUCGAUGGUGACAGAGCAGAUGUGAGUAACGUGAUAAUCUUGGUGGCUGACGGUGGUGCGCAUGACCAGACCCAGGCUUCGGAAAAUGCGGCAAAAUUAAGACAGCGGGGAGUUCACAUCGUGACGGUAUACAUCGCCAACUCGAAAUCCGAGGAGGAAAACAAGGAUUUCCUUCGUAGCAUUUCGUCUAGUCCAAGCGACUUCUACACGUCAAGUUUCGACGAACUGAAGUACAUUGCCGCUGACCUUGUCAAAGUUGUUUGCAGAAGCAAGUAAUUCAGAGUUAAUGCCCUAGAGUGGUAAAAUAGAGUCGCCGCUAAGGAAACUGAUCUCUGAAUACCCCAAGACGGACACUGGAGAUAGUCGAAACCAAAUUCUCUCUUUCAACGGUCCAUACCUAGUAUAGUUACUGGGGUAUACAAUUCAGAAUAAUCAAUAGUGCCAUAGACAAUAAUAUUGACGUUAAAUGGAGUUUAUUUAAAGCCAAUAUAGACCCUUUCGAUGAUUACGUCACAACAUUAUCGUUAUAAAUUUAGAACCACCUUAAAUAAGAUGGAUUUCUAGUUUUAAGGCUGCUUUUCACUUACGCGUUUUUUAAAUGCUUUUAAAUUUUUAUUAUUUAACAUCUAGGUCAACUAAUGCAUACUAAAAUAUGCA